GAGAGCAAAAGCAAGACUAUUAACCUUAGGGUUUGUUCCUCCCUGCAUAACAAAGGUUUGACCAAAGAAAGACUAAAUCAUCAAAGUGAUUUGACUCAUCAAUUCAUUCAUUUCUAGUUAUCAUCGAUCUUAUUGUUCUGUUCAUUUCAUCUCUUUUUUUUCUUGUGAAAGUUCGUCCUUAUUAAUAUCACAGAUCUUCUUGGUCGUUUUCUGAUUCUUGAGGCCUUUGAAACGAAUCUUGACAGAUUUAGAAAAAAGGUUUUGUUUGGUUUCGUUUUUUCCCCAGAUUUUUCAUCAUUUUCCUAGGGAAGUUAUCACUUAUUGACUUUUGUGUGGACAGCUGAUCUUGUGUUUAGAUCUCUCUUUUGUUAUCAAGAAACAGUACCUUGGUUUUGAUUUGGAUCCAAGUGAGUUUGUUUCUAAAGAAAAAGAAACUAAUUUUCUCUUUCCUAUAAAAUUGUUCAGACUUAGGGUUUCAUAUGGAUUCACCCACUAAUCAUGGCAGGAGGAUGGUGAAAGGGAAGAUCGAGAUCAAGAGAAUCGAAAACCUAACGAGCAGGCAAGUCACGUUCUCCAAGCGUAGGAAAGGUCUCAUGAAGAAGGCUCACGAGCUUUCAGUUCUAUGCGAUACUCAAGUCGCAGCCAUUGUCUUUUCUCAGAAAGGCAAACUAUACGAAUACGCUAGCUCCGACAUGAAGAAGAUGAUCGAACGAUGUGAGUUACAUAGAAGGGAAUAUUUUCAUGAAGAGAGACUCCAAAAAGAGCAGCAGGUGCAGGAUCUCAAGGAUGAAAUCACGAUUAUGGUGAACUCCAUUGAACUUCUUCAACGUCAUUGCCGGAGGCUAAUGGGGGAAGAUUUAGAUACUUGUUCGGUGGAGGAGCUCAAAGAGAUAACUAUUCAAAUUGAGAAAAGCCUUACUAUUGUUAGAUCAAGGAAGGCUAAGUUAAAUGAAGAUGAGGUGGGGAAACUAAAAGCAGAGAUUGCAGGAAAAAGAGAGCUGUUGAACGAGAGAACUAGGCUGCACGAAAUGGUAUACGCAUACGCAUAUAUAUACAAUCCAAGGACAUAUAUGCAUGUAUUCAUUCUUGCACGCCCUACACUUAUUUAAUCAUGAACUUAGUCUUUGCUAUCUAUAUUUAUAACUAGUACAUAUGGAUACUAUAUAUAAGUUCACAACUCUGAAGGGAAGUUUUCAUGAUUUCUCAAUAGAACACAAUGAUAAAUUCAUUAGCUAAGAUUGUUAGAGCGUUCCAUAUAUAUAAUGUUUUUGUUGUUGACUGUCAUAUUCUAAUCUACUAGUUACAAAGAUCAUCUAAUUUAAUAAUAUAAUAAUCUUUUGAUGUUAAAAAACAAAAUCGUUUAGCGCUUUAUCUCUUUAUUCUUUAAAUAACAAAAAUAUCAUUCAGCUAUAGUCUAUAGACAUCAUGGUGGAUUAACCUUUGACAUCCAUGACUUAACUCUCAUGAAAAAUCUUGUGGUUGAUUAAUAGUGCUUUCGACUGAAAUCUAACUUGAGGAAAUCUGAAAAUCGUCCGUCAAAAAGUUAUUCGUUUUUCGUGAACUUUUUGUUUGUUUCUCUCUGAUUAUUGAGUUUCUUUUGUUUAGGAUUUAACUUGUUAUCAUUUCAGUUUGAAGAAAAGCCCUUGUGGAUGCAGUCGAGGAACUUAGAGAGUGAGAAGAAUGCAUCUUCCUCUGGCUGUGAAAACAUCCACAUAUCCAAUGUCGAAACUGAUUUGUUCAUCGGAUUGCCUAGAAGAGUGUAAUGAUCUCUUUCUUUUUUAUUAACAGGUUCUUGUUUUCAUAUUUUCCAAGUAUAUACUCGAUUCUCUA
Molecule: messenger RNA, 1830 nt
Organism: Brassica napus (rape)
Lineage: Eukaryota; Viridiplantae; Streptophyta; Magnoliopsida; Brassicales; Brassicaceae
Product: MADS-box protein AGL72-like
Exons: 5
Coding region: 480-1109 (209 amino acids)
Biological process (GO): positive regulation of transcription by RNA polymerase II
Cellular component (GO): nucleus
Molecular function (GO): RNA polymerase II cis-regulatory region sequence-specific DNA binding; DNA-binding transcription factor activity, RNA polymerase II-specific; protein dimerization activity
Source: RefSeq, a predicted model, not a curated record